AUGCCUGAAGUGAUACAUGUUGCCAUCGUUGGAGCAACUGGGACAAUGGGCUCGAGCAUUGUGCCUUGUCUCCUCGGCUCCAAAGACCCUGUUUUUGAGGUCACAGCUUUGGUCCGCCCGGACAGUUCGAAAGCAGCAGAAGCAGCGAAACUCCAGGGCGUUCAUCACAUCGUUGCGGUCGAUCUCAUUGGGCCCCAGGAUGAUCUCGUUUCCUCUGUAGAGGGUAUCGACUGCGUGAUGUGCAUUCUACCGCCACACUGCACCAUGCAACAGAUCCCCCUGGCGGACGCUGCCUUGAAAGCCAAGGUCAAGCGGUUCGUUCCCAAUAUGUGGUCAACGCCGUGCCCGCCAAAGGGCGUGAUGAAGAUCCGGGAGUGGAAAGAGGACGCCGUAAAUCAUCCCAAGAAGAUACAUAUGCCCUACACGGUAGUUGAUAUCGGAUACUGGCAUGAGAUCAUGAUUCCACGCAUCGAAUCAGGGAAACUCGACCACCGCGCGCUCUAUCCGACCUUCUUCUUCGUGGACGAGGGCUCAGCGCCCUGCGCAACCACUUACCUUCCCGAUGUUGGGCGAUAUGUUGCGCGCAUCAUAGCUGACCCGAGGACGCUGAAUCGCAUGGUCUUUGCGUACGGGGAAGUCACCACCCAGAGAGCAGCACUGGACACGGUCGAACGCCUCAGCAGGGAGAAAUGCCCGUUCAAGGCGGUGACAUAUGAGCAAGUCGCGGCGACCGUCCGGAGUGGCGGACUGGAUUUGUGGUCGCAGGUCAUACUCGAGUAUGUCUACAGCUCUUGGGCAAGGGGAGACAAUGAUCCUCGGUGGGCGGAAUUUCUGGGGUACCUGGACGCGAAGUCUCUGUAUCCGGACCUGGAGGCUCAUACACUGGAGCAGUCCAUUCGUGAUGCUCUGGCCCAUCCUGAACCGAUAGAUCGGAUCUGUGUUGGAACCAAGGAGACCGCAGGGGCUUAG
Diaporthe citri is the source of this 969-nucleotide messenger RNA. RefSeq lists its product as uncharacterized. The record is from RefSeq and is a predicted model, not a curated record. The coding region runs from base 1 to 969 and encodes 322 amino acids. The transcript has 4 exons. NCBI's taxonomy places the organism in Eukaryota, Fungi, Ascomycota, Sordariomycetes, Diaporthales, Diaporthaceae.